Pseudopodoces humilis (Tibetan ground-tit) is the source of this 2870-nucleotide messenger RNA. Lineage: Eukaryota; Metazoa; Chordata; Aves; Passeriformes; Paridae. The record is from RefSeq and is a predicted model, not a curated record.
UGCCCCCGCGCCCCGCGGCUCCGCCGUGCCGGAGCGCCGCGUACAGGUACUGUGGGCUUUCUGAGUUAAUGUUUAAAGCCACAAACCCAUCUGUGCAUGAAGUUCCUCAAACAGAGCACGUUGCUGGCAUGAUAGAACUAGAAGAAUAAAGAGAAGUUGGAUUGAUGAGAACUAUAAGAAAACGUACAACAGUUUGGAGUGGAUUGAUUUAUGAUACGUCUGAUACGUGAGGGCUACAUUUUGUGUCACUGUUGUCCAGCUGCUGGUGGAGUACUUCAGCUGACUUCAUUGCAGCAAGCCCAGCAGAUAGGUCCUCAUCACUAACAGAACAUAAGCAAGUGUGAUGCUGAAAUGAGAUGAGGCUCCGAAAUGGAACUGUGGCCACCGUGUUAGUUUUCAUCACUACUUUCCUCAGUUUGUCCUGGUAUACUGCAUGGCAAAAUGGGAAAGAAAAGUUGAUUGCCUAUCAGCGGGAGUUUCACGCUUUGAAGGAACGUCUGCGCAUUGCCGAGCACCGCACGCUGCAGCGCUCCUCCGAGCUCAACGCCAUCCUGGAGCAGUUCAGAAGGGCCGUGGCAGAAACAAACAGCAGUAAGAAUGCAAUGAAUAAUUUUUCAGAUGAGACACUGAAAUUGUUAAAAGAGCUAACAAGUAGAAAAUCUCUUCAAGUGCCAAAUAUCUAUUACCAUUUGCCUCAUUUGUUGAAAAAUGAAGGAAGUCUUCAACCUUCUGUGCAGGUUGGCCUUGGAAGGACAGGAGUUUCCAUUGUAAUGGGAAUACCUACAGUGAAAAGAAAAGUCAAGUCUUACCUUACAGAAACUCUCCACUCCCUUAUUGAUAAGCUGUCCCCUGAAGAAAAACUGGAUUGUGUUAUGGUUGUCUUUAUAGGAGAGACUGAUCUUGAUUAUGUUAACAGUGUUGUUGCAAGCCUGGAAAGAGAGUUUUCUACAGAGAUCAAUUCUGGCUUGGUGGAAGUAAUAGCCCCUCCUGCAACAUAUUAUCCUGACUUGACAAACUUGAAAGAAACAUUUGGAGACUCAAAGGAGAGAGUGAGAUGGAGAACAAAACAAAACUUGGACUAUUGUUUUCUUAUGAUGUAUGCCCAGAAAAAGGGGGUUUAUUACAUUCAGCUUGAAGAUGACAUUGUUGUCAAGCAGAAUUAUUUCAGCACAAUAAAAAAUUUUGCGCUUCAGCUCGCUUCUGAAGAUUGGAUGAUUCUAGAAUUUUCUCAGCUGGGUUUCAUUGGUAAAAUGUUCCAAUCUCCAGAUAUCACUCUUAUUGUAGAGUUCAUAUUUAUGUUUUAUAAGGAGAAACCUAUUGAUUGGCUCCUGGACCAUAUCCUCUGGGUGAAAGUGUGUAACCCUGAGAAAGAUGCUAAACAUUGUGAUCGACAGAAAUCUAACCUACGGAUACGCUUCAGGCCUUCUCUUUUCCAGCAUGUUGGCCUCCACUCUUCUCUAGCAGGGAAGAUCCAGAAACUCACAGAUAAAGACUUCCUGAAACCAUUACUGCAUAAAAUCCACGUGAAUCCACCUGCAGAGGUUUCGACAUCUUUAAAAGUCUACCAGGGGCAUACGCUAGAAAAAACCUACGUAGGGGAAGAUUUUUUCUGGGCUGUCACACCAGUUGCUGGAGAUUAUAUUCUCUUUAAAUUUGACAAGCCAGUCAAUGUAGAAAGGUACUUGUUUCACAGUGGCAAUCCAGAGCAUCCUGGAGACAUACUUCUAAACACAACUGUAGAAGUUUUGCCUUUUCAGAGUGAAGAACUGGUAUUAAGCAAAGAAACCAAAGACAAACGCUUAGAGGAUGGUUACUUCAGGAUAGGGAAGUUUGAAAAUGGUAUAGCUGAAGGAACAGUUGACCCCAGCCUAAAUCCUAUUUCAUCAUUCCGGCUUUCAGUGAUACAAAAUUCAGCUGUUUGGGCAAUUUUGAAUGAGAUUCAUAUUAAAAAGAUUACAAACUGAUCAUGGAAAUCUGCUUUAGAGGAAAAAGAAAGAAUCCUUGAAAAUUCUUCCUAUAAAAUCUGACAUCCUUAGAAAGUCACAAAUUGAAAAUACUGAGCAUGCACCUUAUUCCAAAUGUCAUUAUUUUUCACUUGAACUCUACCUCCUGUGAAAUCUACUGUAGAUGAGAAGAUUGUAUUUACCCCUUCUUAUCUGAUCCAUCCAGAAACUGAUGCUCCACACUGAUAAUGCCCGUCCGAGGCCCAAGUUGUCCUCCACUGUAAUGUGACUUUACCAUCUUACGGUUGCAGAACCCUGUUACGCUUAACCUGUACUAUUUUGAUAGUGUAGUAAUAUAGUUGUACAUAUUGUUACAUUCCUUGAAGAAAAAAAAUAUAAUUAUUGUUAAAUAAGUUUUAUGAAGGGGGUACUUUCGGAGUUCCAUUUAUUUUCUAUAACAAGAACCCUCUUUUAUAGACUGUCAGGGAUAUAUAUUAAAAAUGCUAGGGAUAUUUAAUUUAUUAAAAUAAUUUGAAAAGUACAUAUUUUUAUGCAGUAAAAUUUUAAAUUGAUAUAGUUUUUUUAUGAAUUGUCUAGUUUAAGUUAUCUUUCUACAUUUUUUUUUGGAGAUGCAAACAUAAAUUAAUACCAUAUUUCAAAUAUACUGCCAUGUUUAAAAAAAACAAGAUUAAGUUUCUAAAUUAUGUAGUUUUAUACACAGAAUCUGAAUGAUGUUCAGAGGCAUAAACAGAGUUCUGAAGAGCAUUAUUCUUUGGGGCUUAUGAAAUUAUACUAUGUACAGUUUGUAGCCACAUAAAAAGCAUGUUGAAAUGUCUUGUUUCAUAUUAUGUACUAAAUCUGCAGUGAUUUUAGAUUGAAUCCAUUGCAUUUUAGAAGAAUUUUUUUUUAACUCCAAACCAGUUCUUU